Molecule: messenger RNA, 138 nt
Organism: Caenorhabditis briggsae
Lineage: Eukaryota; Metazoa; Nematoda; Chromadorea; Rhabditida; Rhabditidae
Exons: 2
Coding region: 1-138 (45 amino acids)
Source: RefSeq, a predicted model, not a curated record
AUGGGCCAGAUGGUCAAACCAACAAGUAGCACCAAAAUGCAUUUCGAAUGGUUAGACCAAAACCAAGAAUGCAAACAAGAGGACCAAAAGCAAGAAUGCAAACAAGAGGACCAAAAGCAAUGCAAACAAGACAUUUAA